Molecule: messenger RNA, 1168 nt
Organism: Sinocyclocheilus rhinocerous
Lineage: Eukaryota; Metazoa; Chordata; Actinopteri; Cypriniformes; Cyprinidae
Product: interferon alpha-inducible protein 27-like protein 2A
Exons: 6
Coding region: 57-443 (128 amino acids)
Biological process (GO): intrinsic apoptotic signaling pathway; release of cytochrome c from mitochondria
Cellular component (GO): mitochondrial membrane
Source: RefSeq, a predicted model, not a curated record
UCCAACUCUCACACAUAAGCAGACAGACAGUCCAAGGCCGUUUCAGUUGACUUAGGAUGGAUCCCUGUACAAUGAUCGCAGCUGGCGCAGGAGCAGCCGCAGCAGUCGUUGCAGCUCCUGCUGUUCUAGCAGCGGCAGGUUUCACCGCAGCUGGAAUUGCUGCGAGUUCUAUUGCCUCCUCUUUGAUGUCAGCUGCUGCUGUCGCUAACGGAGGAGGGAUCGCAGCUGGAUCCGUGGUGGCAGCUCUUCAAGCCGCUGGUGCGGCUGGAAUCCCUGUUGCAGCUCAGGCUGUCAUAGGUGCCAUAGGCGGCACUGUGGGGGCAGCUGUGGGUGGACCAUUGAUGUGCAGUGCAGGAGCCACAGGUGCUGUCGUCGCAAGCGGAGGCAUCGUGGGAACUGCCGUGAGCUCAGUUGCCAGGUUAAUUGGCAACUGCACUGCGUAAAUGCCCCAAAAAGGCCCUUCAGAAAAUGGGCAAUUGGUUUUACAGCAAGACCAGCAUACAAAAAAGACCAUUUACAAUACAUAAAAAAGUACAUUAAAAAUUACAUUAAAAAAAAAAAACACAGGACAACACAAGACCAAACAACUACCUGCUUCCACCUUUACGUCCACCCACAUGCCCGAAUUUAGCAAAGAGAUAGAAGUAGGAAUAAAUGAAUGUUUGUACCUGUUACUCCUAACAGAAGGAAAUCUUAACCGAGAUCCUGAGGGUAAAAACUGAAACUCAGAGUAGAGAGGAUGGGAAGUAACCAUUAAUAUAGUUUGGGCUUUUCUAACUACCUGGCGAUUAUAUAGGUCGGUAGGAUGACUCUGCUGAACUCAUAAAAUCUUACUGCUAGUGUUAACUAUUUUCACCAAUGCAGUCUUUGCCUUAGACUGCCAUACCAGCAUAACAUAGCAAAUGCUAAAACAGACUCAAUAUAAGAUUUGUAAAACAGAGUCAUCAGGGAUCUAUCAACGUUAAAUUUGGACAGUCUCCGUAGACAGACGUUGCUGGCCCCUUUUACAAAUCUUCUCCACAUUGACAUUCAAAUUCAGCUUGUUAUCAAUCACACAUCCCAAAUACUUAUAUGAUUCCACAAACUCAACCUCCUGAUCUUUAAUAGUGGUUCUCUUUAUACCACUUUGAUUACGCCUAAAAUCAAUAUGCAUGUCUUUAGUUUUUAA